AUGUGGUGCUUCAUCUUGCUCAUGACCACACCACGAGACGUCGAGAUCGUGAAGGCUGACCAAGAAGGCUACAUACGCAGCUACAUCGUCCUCCCAUCCACGAGUUGUGGUAUCCUCACUGGGCCCGUCGCCGACGCCAACAUCGAGCACAUCCACUCAAGACAGAUUCCGGAAGCGAUAGUGAUAGGCAUGAAGCAUUCACGAACACGGCUCGCAGCGGCUAUUUGGUCACACUCCGUUCGGCGCUCAACGGUACAGCACCACAGGGCCGUGGAGGCUUCUGCCCUCGACGCCAACGGGCACUACGGUCCUCUGAAACGCGACGGAAGUAUAUCCCUCUGCGCUCUGCAACCUCAGCAAGAGCGCAUCUCACAAGCCCACGACAUACACGAAAGAAGACAUCGACAAGUUCCCCGGCGAAAACGACCACCUCGGUUCAACUUCAAGUGCAGGGCCGUGCGCGCGGAGGAGCGCGGGUGGAACCCGAGGAAGACGACGGGCGAUUUCUACGAGUUCAUUCCGAGUGAGGUCGUGGCGAUGGUUAAGGAUCCGUUUAGGUCUCGUCGACUCCCGAAGUUCAUAGCUCUUAUCGCGCAGCGAAUCCCCCACAGUGUGGAUGUGUGA
Molecule: messenger RNA, 624 nt
Organism: Peniophora sp. CBMAI 1063
Lineage: Eukaryota; Fungi; Basidiomycota; Agaricomycetes; Russulales; Peniophoraceae
Source: the annotation of a GenBank genome assembly